CUCGCGGGCGUGGAGGCAGACUGGGCUUUGCAUCCCUCCUUUGUUUUCCCUGGUCUUCGGCUGCCGAACCAUGGCCUGGGCGGCGGCGGGGAACCGCGGAGCCCGCGGCGCGCUCUCGGCGCGCACCUUACUGUUUGACCUGCCGCCCGCGCUGCUAGGCGAGCUUUGCGCGGUCCUGGACAGCUGCGACGGCCCGCUGGGCUGGCGCGGCCUCGCGGAGCGGCUUUCAAGCAGCUGGCUGGAUGUUCGUCAUAUUGAAAAACAUGUAGAACAAGGUAAAAGUGGAACAAGAGAAUUACUUUGGUCCUGGGCGCAGAAAAACAAGACCAUCGGUGACCUUUUACAGAUUCUUCAGGAGAUGGGUCAUCAUCGAGCUAUCCAUUUAAUCACAAACCAUGGAGCAGCCUGGAAUCCUUCAGUGCAGAGUCAUCAGAGAAAUGAAUUUCCAAACAUGCCAUCCAAGGAAACAGCAAAUGUCACAGUGGAUAAUGUUCAUGUUCCUGAACGUAAUGAAAAAGGAAUGUUACUCAGAUCCUCCAUCAGCUUUCAAAGCAUCAUAGAAGGAACCCAAAAUUUCCACAAAGGCUUCCUAAUAGGAGAAGGGGAGGUGUUUGAGGUCUACAGAGCGGAGAUUCAAAACCGAGCAUAUGCCAUUAAAUUAUUUAAACAGGAGAAAAAAAUGCUAUGUAAGAAACAGUGGAAGAAGUUUUUAUCUGAGCUUGAAGUUUUACUACUGUUUCAUCAUCCAAACAUACUGGAGUUGGCUGCAUAUUUUACAGAGACUGAGAAGUUCUGUCUGGUUUAUCCGUAUAUGAGAAAUGGAUCACUUUUUGACAGAUUGCAAUGUGUAGGUAAAACAGCCCCACUCUCUUGGCACAUUCGAAUCGAGGUAUUAAUUGGAACAUCCAAAGCCAUUCAGUACUUGCACAACACUGAACCAUGCUCAGUCAUCUGUGGCAGUAUAUCAAGUGCAAACAUACUUUUGGAUGAUCAGUUUCAACCCAAACUAACUGAUUUUGGCAUGGCACACUUCCGACCCCACCUAGAACAUCAGAGCUCUACCAUAAACAUGAACAACAGCAGCAGUAAACAUCUGUGGUACAUGCCGGAAGAGUAUAUCAGACAGGGCAAACUUUCCAUUAAAACAGACGUCUACAGCUUUGGAAUUGUAAUAAUGGAGGUUCUGACAGGUUGUAAAGUGGUGUUAGAUGAUCCAAAACAUAUCCAGUUGAGGGAUCUUCUUAUGGAACUGAUGGAGAAGAGAGGCCUUGAUUCAUGUCUUUCAUUUUUAGAUAAGAAAGUAGACCCAUGUCCUCGGAAUUUCUCUGCCAAGCUAUUCUCUUUGGCAUGCCAGUGUGCUACAACAAGGGCCAAGUUAAGGCCACUGAUGGAUGAAGUCCUAAAUACUCUUGAAAGUACUCAAGCCAGCUUAUAUUUUGCGGAAGACCCUCCUACAUCGCUAAAGUCCUUCCGGUGUCCUUCUCCUCUUUUCUUGGAUAAUGUACCAAGUAUUCCCGUGGAAGAUGAUGAAAACCAGAAUAUUCGUUCACUGCCUCAUGGUAAAGACUUGAGAGAAGAUAGAAUGACUCAGAAAAUUCCUUUUGAAUGCAGCCAGUCUGAGGUUACAUUUCUAGGCUUUGAUGGAAAGGCGGGGAGCUGGAGAAAUGAGGAUGCUUGCAACACACGUGGUUCUUGUGAAAAAAGUUGGUCCCCAAAGCAUGAAGCACCAUCCCAGGACUUAGGGGCCUGUGAUAUGAAUGUGGACACUUCUUCAGAGGCUGCCGCCGAUUCUCAUGGGACUGGGCUGGUGGAGUAGGGCUGCUCCUUUGAAUUUUCCUGGAAUGAAUGUGAACAGUAGAAAAGCACUGGAUUUCACCAGAAGAUAAAGAGCAAGUUAUGUUGAGUCCCCUGUCUAUAUGUAUCAUCUUGGGCAGGUAUUGCCUCAUAGGUAAUGCCAAGACAAUGAUUUGAUGGUGAGUUUGGAUGGUGUGGAUAAGCAAUCUAGACAAUUCCACUCUUUCCUUCCCAGCCCCCAAAACAGAGUGGCUUAAAAAAUAGUUUCAUCAGGAUAAUUGCCUCAUGAUCAAACCCAAAUUAAAUUAUGGAGAAAACAAUUAGAGCCAUUCAAACUCACUUGAGAUCAUGACCUAUGACUUAAGACACACAAAACACUCAAAACCUAUUAAAAAGGGACUGAAUUCUAAUGUCUUCUUCCAGCUAGUCAUCAGUGUGAGUUUUUGUUCUGCUAAUGUUUUGUUGGAUUUGAUUGUUUGGUUUCCUUUCUUGCAAAGGUUGUAGGAAAGGUCUUCAUUUGUAAAUAUUAAUAGAUGUCUUUUAAAGUAAUUACCAUUUUGCUUAUUUUGACUGGUCUGAAAAAGUGUCUCGGCUGACUUGGGGAAAUUAGAAUCAUGUGAAGUUGCCACAAAUAAUUCACAGAAGAGAUAAUCAAGAAUUGACUCAAGAAACUCUUUUUCACUUUGAAUCUGGACCUACCCAGUACCUUCAGUGAAGGGUCGUUAAAGAAGCUUUGAUUAACAUCAGGCUGAGCUAUUAUUCAAGGAGCCCUGGUGGCACAGUGGUUAAGGCACUUGGCUGCUAACCAAAAUGUCAUCAGUUCGAACCCACCAGCUACUCUGAGGGACAAGGACGUGGCAGUCUGCUUCUGUAAAGAUCUACAGCUUUGGAAACCCCAGGGGGCAGUUACUCUGUCCUAUAGGGUCACUAUGAGUUGGAAUUGACUUGACGGCAACGGGUUUGGUUUGGUUGGCUUGAGCUAUUACUCAGCACGUGUGUCACCAGUUGGUGUUACGCUGCUUUGAACAUGCUUAGUCACUUUAAAGCAGUGGUUCUCAAAGUUUAGCACACAGCAAAAUAACUUAGAACACCUGUUAAAAACACAACCCAGUUUCUGAUGUCUUAGGUGUGAGGUGAGAAAUUUGCCUUUCUAACACAUUCCCAGGUGUUGGUGAUGUUGCUGAUACGGGGCUUACACUUUGAGAACCACUUCCUUAGAGUGUUCUCACAUUGGUACAGGUCAGGGUGUUCUGCCUUUCCAUCUAGGUCGUAUGUUUUUUAGAAAAGAACCAUUUCUUUUAAUUCUUUUAUAUUCACCCUGUUAUCUAGGAUGCUGCUUAACAUACAGUAGGAGCUUGUUAUGGGUUGAAUUAUGUCCCUCCAAAAUAUGUGUUGUAAAUCCUAACCUGUGAGUCAGAAUCAACUCAACGGCAACUGUUUUGGUUUUGUUUUUUUAUGCCUGUGGUUAUCCAAUUUGGGAAUGUGUUAUCUUUGUUAUGUUUAUGAGGCAAGAUUAAUGUAGGGAGUAUUUUGAGUCAAUCUCUUUUGAGAUAUAAAAAAAUUAAACAAGCAGAAGGAGAAGAGGUGAGGGAAGAGAGAUUUCAAGCCACGUGAAGUUUGCCAAGGAGCCGAAGCUCAAAAGACAAGGACAUUCCUUCAGAGCUGACAGAGAGGGAAAGCCUUCCCCAGGAGCAGGCACUGUAAAUUGGACUUCUAGCCUCGUAAACUGUGAGAAAAUGUAAUUUUGUUUGUUAAAGUCAUCCACUGUGGUAUUUCUGUUAUAGCAGCACUAGAUGACUAAGGCAGAGCUCUAAAAAUAUUAUUGGCCAAUGAUCUUAUUGACUAGAUCACCCUGCUAGGAUCUGUUUGGAUGACUUAAAGACCAAGUCAUACUAGCUGGAAGUGACCUGAUUAAUGAUACGGUGAACAGAUGCCCCUAUGGCUGGGAAUACCAGAAUCUUCUAUUGAGUGAUCCAGUCCUCCUGACCAGACUUGCCUUCUAGUGGGUGCUUUAAUAAAUGUCAAUCGUUAGAAAUUAAGUCUUCCAUACUGCUAUAGGUAAUAGGAGGAUAUCUUUAUGGUUUUAUGAUGUGGAGACUAAAAUGCACACACACACAGACACACACACACAAAACAAGAAUGAGUGUUUCUUCUGAUCAGCAAAUAUGAAGUAGUAAAGAAUUUCACUCGUCUUCAUCCUUGUAACACACCAUGGGCAAUCCUCCAGGCAAGUCCUAUUUAUUAUGCUGUUAGGCCUUUUGUCCCAUUUAUAAUGCCCAAAACAUGGAGAAAAUGUUUUUUUGUUGUUGUUGUUUUAUUUUGUUUUUGAAAAUAGGUUUGUAAUUUCUGACGUAAUCAAUUUUAUUGACCUCUUGAGAGCUGUUUUAAUGAUCUGUGACUCACUGCGUAAUAGUGGAGUUUUAUGGGGUAAUACAUCAGCCUGUAUAAAACAACUUUUAUGACCCGGCGUGAGGUUGUAUAGGAAGUGAGGCUUAUCACGAGUAGCAUUUACUGAGCAUCUGCUAUAAUCAAAAAGAAGCCCUGAUGGCACAACGGAUAAGUGCUCAGCUGCUGACUGAAAGGUUGGCAGUUAGAACUUGCUUAGCAGCUCUGAUGGUCUGCUCCCAUAAAGCUUACAGCCUAGAAAACCCUUCAGGGCAGUUCUACUUUGUCACAUGAGGUCACUGUGAGUCGAUAUCAGCUCAAUGGCACCUUACAAGAACAACACUAGAAUCAAGGCACUUGUGUUAGCUACCAAGUUAACAAGUAAGGAGCAAGCUAUUUAGUAAGGGAAAAAAGGCAUAUACCUAAGUUAACAGUUAACUUUGGUGUCAUCUGUCAUUUGAACCACAAACCAGUGGAACUGAAAGUAAGUGCUGAAAAGAGCAAGAAGGAGGCAGAGAUUACUGUGCACUUUAGAGGGGGUAAGGAAGUCUUCUUAGAGAUGGCUUAUUGGAAAGAGAAGGGAUUAAAAGAAAAUAGAAAACAGUACUGGAGAAGCAUUCCAGGAGAGUUAUCCAGGGAAUUGGAGGCCCACACCUCUUCCAGAGUCCUGCACAACCCAGUCUCUGGGGUGAAGUGAAGGUAACUGUGUCAGGAACUUAAUUUUUUUCCUGUUUAAAGCUCAAAUCACCCUGAAGGUAUGGAUCCCAUUUUAUAGGUGAGGAAACUGACACAAGGAGGUUAAGUAACUUGUCUAAGGUCCUCCCAGGAUCUGGAGGGAUCAGAAUUUGGACACACAUCCAUUGACUUCAAAGCCCUUCCUCUUUCUUGUACUCCACAUUGCACAAAGAAGCCACUGUAGGUGCAAACUCAUAUGAAAAGGAAUGUGAAAAGUCGUUUGCUAAUUCCACAUGUAUCAUUAGACACACAGGGCUCCCCAUGGCUUCUGCCUUUUCACCAUCCUGCUACUCUGCUACAAGCACCCACAUCUGCAGUCAUUUGAUGUGAAUUAAAUGAAUUUAUCCAUCCAUUCAUUCAUUGAAUAAAUAUUUAUCAGUGGCCUCCCUUAUGUCAGGCACUGUUCUAGGAACUGGGGAUACUGUGAAGAUCAACAAAAAUUCCUGCCCUCAUAGUGUUUACAUUUGAGUGAAUAAAUGAGUGAGUGAAUAGGAAAAACCCUGGGAGAGAUUUAAUCCCAAUUUUAACACGAACUGAUUGCUUUCCCUGAGCCCUGCUGCAUUGCAGUGUGCUAUCUCAGAAUGUUCUCUGGAUGUAGGCCCCAGCUUCUCUGCCAGCUCUUUGGAAGAGGUCCAGAGAUGUUUCCUCCUCAUCCUGUUUUGAUGACCCCUUGGUGGCCUAUGGCUUUGCUAUUCACAUGCACUAGCUAGUCUGUAGCAUGCUGUUUGGUAGUCAUGACAGGUUACCCUAUUCUAUUGACUUAUGUUUUCUUCAGGGCAUAUAUUUGGCUACUAAUGGAAACUUCAGCGAGCUGCUUCUAAGGAACCUGAAGCACCUACAUGCAAUUCACCUCACUAUCACACUGCACUGGAAUUUGCCUGUUGACUUAUCUCUUCUCCUCUACAAAGCUAAAAGUUUCUUAAGGGCGGGGGCUAUGUCCUGCUCGUUUUUAUAUCCCCGGUACCUGGCACAUCAUAUGGCACAAUACAUAUUUGUCGAGUGAAUGAAUGAAAUUGUCUUCAAAAUUAUUGGUAUCUAGUAUUUUUUUUUAGUACUUCAAGACAUUCAUCUGGGUUUUUCCCAAAGGUUGUCUAAUGUUCAGACUAUCAUCAGUCAUUUACUUAAAUGGUUUCAUGUCACCAUUCUUGGACAGAAAUUAUUAAUUUUAAAUAUUAAUAUAUGAGAUACCUUUGAAAAGAAGAAUUAGACAUAGUAUAAAUUGCUUAUAAAUUUGCGUCAUGGCGGAAAAUAUUCCUGAACCAUAUGUAAGCAAUGAUAAACCAACAUUUUAGCAGAGGAUAAACUAAUGUCUGUUGUGUUUUGUUUUGGCCUUUCUAUCCCAAAUUAUUUAUGUGUAUUUGCUUGUUCAUGGACUUGACUUGCAAGUAUUUUACUGGGAGGUAUUUUUAGUCCAAAGAUCUAUACUGUCUACUAAACCUUCACUUAAGGGCCUUCUUACUGAGGUCAUCUGCCUCAUUGCAAACUUUUGCGGUCCUCUCCAUAAAUAGCAAGAGACUAUUUCCAGAGCUUUUUUGGCCCAUUUACAUAUCAAUAUUAAUUUGAAUCAGGGGGCAAGGAGGGAGGAAGAGCUCCCCUAUAGGAGAUUCAGACUCAGUUAACUUUUAUGUGUCUAGUUAUGUGCUAGGUGCUUUCGUAUAUCACUUAAGCUUUAAACAACCUAUUGAAAUGGGUUUUACAUGUGAUGCUUAAAGAAGUUGACACUUGUCCUUUGUCACACAACUGAUAGAAUGGGAAAACAAACUGAAACUCGUCAUUCAAGUCCAGGGAAUGUUUGCCCUGGAAAGAAGUAACUUAAAAAGUAGAAGUAUCACCAAUUUGAAAAUAAAAAUAGCUACUUAAUGUGAAUGUUUAUAAGUUUAUUAUUAUUAUUAAUUUUGUCCACCCAGGUUGGUAAGAAUUUAAACAGUUGACAAGAAUACGGGCAAAUGAACGGGCUUUCUAGUUCACUGUUGGCAGUAGUGAAAAUUGAUACAACCUUUCUAGAAGGCAUUUAUAUCAAAAAUGUAAUGGGGAUACCCUUACCUAGCAAUUUAUUUAGGAGUUUAUCCCAAUGAAUAAAAAUGGCACAAAUGUGUAAACAUGAGCCCAAAGAUGUACUUCAUGAUAUUUAUGUUGUUAAAAAUUGGAAAACAGCCUAAAUAUUCACUAAUAGAAGGUGGAAUAAAUGAGUUAUAGCACUUAUAUACAAUUGAAUAGUAUGCAUCUGUCAUUAAAAAUUUUGUAGUUCUAUGUUUAUUGCUAUGGAAAUUCGUCCCUGAAAUAUUGCAGAAUGAAGAAAGCAGAUUAGAGAAUAGCAUGUUUAAUAUGAGGCCAUUUAUAACAUUGGGUAUUUUAAAACAACAUAGGUUUGAUAAAGAGUUGUUCACCAAAAUGCUAAUGUUUUUUUUUUUUUCCAGUCUGUGGUAUUUGGGGUGGUCUUUACUUUUUUUUGUACUUUUAUGUAUGUGAAACUUUUAUAAUGAGCAUUUAUCAUUUUUAUUAUCAAAAAAGAAUAAAGCUAUUUUUAUUUUGGAAAAAUUUCUCUAUUUGCUUUGUCCUUUGCUGUCUACCUUAGUUGUAUCCUUGGUAAUGAUCUGCAACUAGUAAUAACGCUUGUAUUUCAUUGC
This is a messenger RNA of Loxodonta africana (African savanna elephant), 7541 nucleotides long. RefSeq names its product interleukin 1 receptor associated kinase 3 (gene IRAK3). The coding region runs from base 71 to 1816 and encodes 581 amino acids. NCBI's taxonomy places the organism in Eukaryota, Metazoa, Chordata, Mammalia, Proboscidea, Elephantidae. The transcript has 12 exons. Gene Ontology annotation, cellular component: plasma membrane. The record is from RefSeq and is a predicted model, not a curated record. Gene Ontology annotation, molecular function: protein kinase activity; ATP binding; protein binding. Gene Ontology annotation, biological process: protein phosphorylation; signal transduction.